UAACCCAAAAAAUAUCUGUAGAGAGAGAGAGGAACAGGGAGGCAAAUAUACACCCAAAUAUCAUUGUCCUUUUUUCUGCCUCCAACUAAAUUCCAACAACAAUUAAUUAUAGAUUAAUCCAAAAUAUUAGUUAUUAUACAAAAACAAUUUUGGAAGGUGAUAAGGAAGGAGCGUGAAAUUAGUAAUUGGAUUUAAAAGUUUUAGAGGAACGUGAUUUGAGAUGGCAAAAUUGUAUGUUCAGGCGGUGCCGCCGACGGAUCUGAAUCGGAACACGGAGUGGUUCACGUACCCCGGUGUGUGGACCACCUACAUCCUAAUAUUGUUCUUCUCGUGGUUGAUUGUGCUCUCUGUUUUCGGUUGUUCCCCUGGCAUGGCGUGGACAAUUGUUCAUCUCUCCCAUUUCCUCGUUACUUAUCACUUCUUUCACUGGAAGAAGGGAACACCAUUUUCAGAAGAUCAGGGUAUCUACAAUAGGUUGACUUGGUGGGAGCAAAUAGAAAAUGGCAAGCAGCUGACUCGUAAUAGGAAGUUUUUGACAGUCGUACCUGUGGUGCUGUACUUAAUAGCCUCUCACACAACGGAUUAUCAACAUCCUAUGCUCUUCUUCAACACGCUAGCUGUUUUCAUUCUGGUAGUUGCCAAGUUCCCACAUAUGCACAAGGUUCGCAUCUUUGGCAUUAAUGCCGAUCAAUGAGCUGAGAUCCAUUCAGUCCAGGCUUACCACUGUUAUUGGCAUUAAUAUUUGCAGCAUUUUGGUGUGUUUGCAAUACUGCUACGUUGGAACAGGGAACCGAACUAUACAUCACUCUGUACAAGUUGAACUUAUAAAUUCGAAUGUUUUUUCUUACUUUGUGAAAGUUGCAGAAAGAAAGUAAUCCCUUUUUGUUCUGAUGGAGUUGAUGCUAUAAAUGUCAUUUUCUAUAUGAAAACAGUUUUUGCCUU
Olea europaea var. sylvestris is the source of this 942-nucleotide messenger RNA. RefSeq names its product ORM1-like protein 2. The transcript has 3 exons. Gene Ontology annotation, biological process: negative regulation of ceramide biosynthetic process; intracellular sphingolipid homeostasis; ceramide metabolic process. Bases 221 to 694 code for a protein of 157 amino acids. Lineage: Eukaryota; Viridiplantae; Streptophyta; Magnoliopsida; Lamiales; Oleaceae. Gene Ontology annotation, cellular component: endoplasmic reticulum membrane. The record is from RefSeq and is a predicted model, not a curated record.